Messenger RNA from Aspergillus clavatus NRRL 1, 3243 nucleotides. Its product is annotated as peroxidase/cytochrome P450 family protein. The transcript has 7 exons. Gene Ontology annotation, molecular function: iron ion binding; monooxygenase activity; heme binding. The coding region runs from base 1 to 3243 and encodes 1080 amino acids. Lineage: Eukaryota; Fungi; Ascomycota; Eurotiomycetes; Eurotiales; Aspergillaceae. Gene Ontology annotation, biological process: response to oxidative stress. The record is from RefSeq and is a predicted model, not a curated record.
AUGUCUGGGAAACGAGAGGAGUCCACUAAUGGUGGAAUUGGCAAGACAAUUGCUCAAAUUGAGAAGGUCGUUACUGCCUCGCUACGGCCUCUGCCUAGCAAAACAGGAGAUGGUACCUAUGUUACAGAGGCAGUCAAGACUGGACUUCUCAAAGAUCUCAGCCAUGUUGAUUUGGGCGAUCUCAAGACACUCCUAGAGGUCUCCAAAAGUGCUUUGACCGGAGAGGCCGUCGACGAUAAGAAGUAUAUUAUGGAGCGGGUUGUCCAGCUUGCUGCUGGUUUACCGUCGACAUCUCAGAUCGGUAAAGACAUGACGAAUACCUUUCUGACCACCCUGUGGAACGACUUGGAACAUCCGCCGAUUUCUUACCUCGGCAGGGACGCCAUGUAUCGCAAAGCGGAUGGCUCAGGAAACAACAUCCUCUGGCCCCAUAUCGGUGCGGCUGGCACUCCAUAUGCAAGAUCUGUCCGGCCCAAGACUAUGCAGUCUCCGAAUCUACCAGAUCCCGAAACACUUUUCGAUUGUCUACUGGCUCGGAAAGAGUAUAAAGAACAUCCGAACAAGAUAUCUAGCGUGUUGUUCUACAUUGCCUCUAUCAUCAUUCAUGAUAUAUUCCAGACGGAUCGUAAAGACCCGACAGUGAGUUUGACCUCUUCAUACUUGGACCUUUCACCUUUGUAUGGCAACAACCAGGACGAACAAAACCUUGUGAGAACAUUCAAAGAUGGCAAGCUCAAGCCUGACUGCUUCUCGACAAAACGUGUUUUGGGCUUCCCACCAGGUGUUGGUGUUCUCUUAAUUAUGUUCAACCGUUUCCACAACCAUGUGGUCGAAAAUCUGGCGUUGAUCAACGAAGGUGGCCGAUUCACGAAGCCCCAAGAGUCUGAUGCCCAGGCUUAUGCGAAGUAUGACAACGAUCUUUUCCAGACUGGUCGACUCAUCACAUGUGGACUCUAUGUCAACAUCAUUCUCAAGGAUUAUGUCCGAACUAUUCUGAAUAUCAAUAGAACGGACAGUAUCUGGAGCUUAGACCCACGUGCUGAUAUGAAGGAUGGACUGCUCGGUGAGGCAGCUGCUCAAGCGACCGGCAAUCAGGUCUCAGCCGAGUUCAACCUUGUAUAUCGCUGGCAUUCGUGCAUUUCCAAGCGUGAUCAGAAAUGGACAGAAGAUAUGUACCAAGAGGUGUUCCCUGGCCAGGAUCCCAGCAAGCUACCCUUGCAGGACUUUAUGCGAGGACUUGGCCGAUGGGAGGCAAAGUUGCCAGGAGAGCCUCAAGAACGACCAUUUGCUGGCCUACAACGCAAGGCGGACGGCUCGUACGACGACGACGAUCUGGUCAAGAUCUUCGGGGAUAGCGUUGAAGACUGUGCAGGUGCUUUUGGUGUGUUGCACGUUCCGACGGUCUUUAGGAGUAUCGAAGCGCUUGGAAUUCAACAAGCCCGUUCCUGGAAUUUGGCUACCCUGAAUGAGUUCAGGAAUUAUUUCAAUUUGGCGCCCUACAAGACAUUUGAAGAGAUCAACCCAGAUCCCUACGUCGCAGAUCAGUUGAGGCGACUCUAUGACCAUCCCGAUCGCGUUGAGAUUUAUCCAGGUAUCAUUGUUGAGGAUACGAAAGAGUCCAUGGCCCCGGGCAGUGGUCUUUGCACGAAUUUCACCAUCUCGAGAGCUAUUCUGUCGGAUGCAGUUGCUUUGGUUCGUGGUGACCGCUUCCAUACCGUUGAUUUCACACCGAAGCACCUUACGAAUUGGGCAUACAAUGAGAUCCAGCCUCAGGAAUCUGUUGAUCAAACCCACGUCCUCUACAAGCUCGUUUUCCGAGCGUUCCCAAAUCAUUUCAAAGGCGAUUCAAUCUAUGCCCAUUUCCCUCUUGUCAUUCCGUCUGAAAACAAGAAGAUUCUGACCAAACUGGGAACUGCCGAUAAGUACAGCUGGGACCGACCCAGCUUUACUCAUCCGCCUCAGUUCAUCAACUCUCAUUCUGCCUGUAUGUCCAUUCUUGCUGACCAAGAGACUUUCAAAGUCUCUUGGGGUAAGAAGAUUGAGUUCCUGAUGCGCCACAAUGAUCAACCUCAUGGCCGGGAUUUCAUGCUAUCUGGAGACAAGCCACCUAACGCCGAGUCGCGCCAAAUGAUGGGUAAGGCUUUGUAUCGGAAUAAGUGGGAGACCGAAGUCAAGGAUUUCUAUGAGGAAAUUACCCUGAAGUUGCUGCACAGGAAUUCUUAUAAGCUCGCUGGUACCAAUCAGGUCGAUAUCGUUCGUGAUGUUGCAAACCUUGCCCAGGUCUAUUUUUGCGCUUCCGUUUUCUCGCUGCCUUUGAAGACAGAAUCAAAUCCUCGCGGUGUUUUCACAGAGUCGGAGCUGUAUCAGAUCAUGGCUGUUGUCUUCACAUCGAUCUUCUAUGAUGCAGAUGUUUGCAAGUCUUUUGAGCUCAACCAAGGCGCUCGGGCCGUGACACAACAGCUCGGCCAGUUGACAAUGGCCAACGUUGAGCUCAUCGAGAAGACUGGUUUCAUCGCCAACCUGGUGAACAGUUUGCACCGGCACGAUGCUCUGACCGAAUAUGGUGUCCACAUGAUCCAGCGUUUGCUUGACACCGGUACACCAGCGGCUGAGAUUGUCUGGACACACGUUCUACCAACCGCUGGCGGGAUGGUCGCCAACCAAGCGCAACUGUUCUCGCAGUGUCUUGAUUAUUACCUGUCGGAUGAGGGAUCUAUCCACCUACCCGAGAUCAAUCGGCUGGCUAAGCAGGAUACCCCUGAAGCCGAUGAUUUGCUGUUGCGAUACUUUAUGGAAGGCGCCCGACUACGGUCAUCCGUCGCCUUGCCUCGAGUCGUGGCACAGCCAACCGUUGUCGAAGACAAUGGUCAAAAGGUCAUUUUGAAAGAGGGCCAGCAUAUUCUUUGCAACUUGGUUUCGGCGUCCAUGGACCCAGCUAGCUUCCCAGAGCCCGACAAAGUCAAGCUUGACCGGGACAUGAACUUAUACGCGCACUUUGGUUUCGGACCGCACCAGUGUCUCGGAAUUGGUCUCUGCAAGCUCGCAUUGACGACAAUGCUCAAGGUUGUAGGGCGGCUGGAUAACCUUCGCCGCGCGCCUGGAGGCCAAGGCCGCUUGAAGAAGCUUUCUGGUCCUGGUGGUAUUGCGAUGUACAUGACCCCUGACCAAAGUGGUUUCUUCCCCUUCCCAACGACUAUGAAAAUCCAAUGGGAUGGUGACUUGCCCCCCUUGAAGACUGAAUAG